CAUCAAUAUGAAAGGACAUUCACUAACAGAACCAAAACACACACACACACAACAAAAGAAAUAAUCAUGACGAAGUCGUUAGUUAUUGUGCUCUACACUGCCCUUGUGUGGUGGUGCAACAUUCCGUCCACUUUCGGCACGAGUACAAAUGAAACUGACAGACUUGCUUUAUUAGCCUUCAAGGCUGCCAUAGAUGAUCAAGCCUCUUCCUUUGGUGCCCUCAGUUCUUGGAAUGAUUCAGUCCACUACUGUGACUGGAAUGGCAUUCUGUGCAGCCGCCGGCAUCGUAAUAGAGUCGUGCAGUUGAACUUAACAUCCAAAGGCCUUGUCGGAUCACUCUCUCCUCAUAUAGGAAACCUCUCCUUCCUGAGGAGAAUCAUUCUUUCAAACAACAACUUCCACGGCCCCAUCCCCCAGGAGAUCGGUCGUUUGUUUCGGCUUCAAGUAAUACAACUCACCAACAAUUCGUUUAUUGGUGAACUGCCCAAAAACCUGUCACGCUGCUCAAAUCUUGAGCAGUUGAACUUGGUAAACAACCAACUGAACGGAAACAUCCCAUAUGAGCUAGGUUCUUUGUCAAAGCUUGAAGAUUUAGGCCUUGGUAAAAAUAUGUUUUCUGGAACCAUCACUCCUUCUGUUGUCAACCUCACGUCGCUUCACAGAAUUAUGUUGGCGGAAUGUAAUUUGCGGGGGGAGAUUCCAGAGGGAAUCUCUAAGCUUCGGAGAUUGACAUUUCUUCAAUUCUCCAAUAACAAGCUGUCCGGCAAGAUUCCUUUUGGACUCUACAACAUCUCCACUCUCAAUAUAUUGGCAUUAGUCAUGAACCAACUUGAUGGAAGUAUUGCUCCUGAUAUAUGCUCAAAACUUCCUAACCUUGCGUUUUUUUAUGUCUUUGAUAAUCAGUUCACAGGAAUGAUACCUAACUCGUUGUCUAAUGCUUCCGGGCUUGGACGUACUGGUAAACGUCGGUUUAAAUUACUUCAUUGGGCCAAUGCGAGAAGAUCUUGGAGAACUUUCGGAUCUUCAGAGGAUGAACUUUCAGUAUAAUCAGUUGGAGGAUGACCUUUCUUUUAUGUCAUCUUUAACAAAUUGCACUAGAUUACAAUGUCUUCUUGUUAACGGGAAUCUUCUCAAAGGUUCAUUGCCCGACUUCAUAGCAAAUCUCUCAAUUGGGCUUGACCGGAUGGUUCUAGGGGGGAAUCAACUACAUGGAAGUAUUCCUUCGGGUAUUGGGAACCUCCUCAAUCUCACUGUCUUAAGUAUGAGAAGUAAUUAUUUCUCAGGCUCUAUUCCCGGUACCAUUGGCAGACUUCGUAAGUUGCAGUAUCUUGAAUUAGAUAUGAACAAAUUCACCGAACUGCCUUCUUCAAUAUUCGGAAAUAUAACUGCACUAAACCGUCUACUCUUGGGAAAAAAUAAUAUCCACGGAAGCAUACCUUCGAGUCUGGGCAACUGUCAAAACUUGUUAAAAUUAGAUCUUUCUCAUAAUAAUCUAUAUGGUUCAUUACCUCUUGAAAUUCUAAAUCUUUCAUCCAUUUCAAUUUCCUUCAAUUUGGGCUAUAAUUCGUUGACUGGUUCUCUUCCAUCGGAAGUUGGGUCUUUGAAAGUACUCAAUCUUCAGCUGAGGGGAGCUUUAAAGAGCUUCAUGUUAGAAUGCAAAGCACUUCAAACCAUAAGGCAUCGAAAUCUUUUGAAGGUAUUAAGUGCAUGUUCUAGCAUAGACUUCCAUGGUAACGAAUUCAAAGCUAUAGUAUAUGAAUUCAUGGCCAAUGGAACAUUAGAUGGAUGGCUGCAUCAAAAUAGAGUUGGGGAGCAUGAGUACCUAAAAAUGAUUCAGAGGCUAGACAUUUCUAUUGAUGUUGCUUCUGCACUUGAGUACCUUCAUUGUGGUUGUGAGUCAAAAAUCAUUCAUGGUGACUUGAAGCCAAGUAAUGUCCUUUUGGAUGAUAC
Rhododendron vialii is the source of this 1950-nucleotide messenger RNA. RefSeq names its product putative receptor-like protein kinase At3g47110. The record is from RefSeq and is a predicted model, not a curated record. Gene Ontology annotation, molecular function: protein binding. The transcript has a single exon. Bases 67 to 1047 code for a protein of 326 amino acids. Lineage: Eukaryota; Viridiplantae; Streptophyta; Magnoliopsida; Ericales; Ericaceae.